ACACAUCUCCUCCAACAAGGCCACGCCUCUUAAUCCUUCCUAAACAGUUUCACUACCUACGGACCAAGCAUACAAACAUGGGCUAUGAGGGCUCUUCCCAUUCAAUCCAUCACAAGGGGCAACUGAAAGAUGUGGGGCGGAAGUGAUAGUCAGUAGCCAGGCACACCAAUGGCAGAGGGAGAGUGGUCAGUUCUGCACCGUCCUUGAGACAGUGAGGACCCUGUGGUCACCUAGAGCCCCUCCCUCCAUGAUCCUGGUGGCACCACAGGGCUGAUGACGAGAAGACAGGAAAUGGCUCCUUCCCAAGCAGCCAGAGUGUCCAUCACCCUGCCCUGUAGGAGGGGCUUCUGGGAGGCUGGAGGGAGCCAGUCCGUGCCUGCCUGGAGUACUAAUCAGGCAAAGCCACUCCAGUGACCUCAUUCAAGCUGAUGAUUGUCCCAUCAGGUCAGACACAUAGUGAAUGAAAGGACAAAAUGUUCCCCACAAAGCAAAUGCAUUAACACGUACAAAGGAGGGGCAGGGUGGAUGCAGGGUGCUGUGCUGAGUUGGCGUCUGGAGCCUCAUAGGGCUUGGGGGAGGGGGGGAGCAAGCCCCAGCACGGAGCCAGCUGCCCCAUGUUCCUUGAGUUUGCCGGGAGUGGAACCCCAGCUAUUCAUGGGUGAUUUCCCAGGGGCACCCACUGACUCCAGCCUCCCUCUCAGGACAUCCAGAAGCAAGGAUACUUGCUGCCAUGAGAGCCCCGGUUCCUCAAACCUGGGAUUUUUCAGCAUGACCUGGCCUGGAAAAUAAGGCUGGGGGACAGAGGAGAGGAGCAAAGGCUUCUGGGACCCUCAGCCACUCCGUGUGGCAAGGGAUGCAGUGGCGAAUGGGGUGGGAUGGUGUGGGUCCAUACCCAUUUUCGCAGGGUAGAUAGCUCUGUACAGAGUUCCUAACACAGCCCACAGCCCAAGAACCCUGAGCAGGGCUGGCCGGCUUCUGGAAGGAUUCCCACAGAGGCGGCCAGCUCCUCGUCCUGACUUUCUUCCUCCUCUAAGCUAAGGGAAAGGGGGGCAAGUCACGAGUGAAUGGCCAGGGACAAGGCAGCUCUGUCCUCCCCACAUUGGCUCCUCUGCUCUGCCCUGCAUACCAGACCCUUCCCAGCCGGGGCCCCCGGAAGUCUCCUCCCCACAGGGCUCCUUGCGGCCAACGGCCGGGCCCUGGACACUGGGGAAGAGUUUAUCCUCCAAGGAAGACAUCAGGGAGAGGGAUCUGGUGCCCUGACGUCCUGGGAUGCAGCUGCUGAAGGCAGGCCGGCACUGUGAGAGUCUGAGUGGCCCUGAGGGAGACCCCCACUCAGGAGCUAGACCCAAGAGGACACAGAGGCUGAGCGCUGAGACCUGGGACCUGCUACGGCUCCCCCUGGACCGGGAGCAAAAUGGAGACACCCACCACACAGGGGACUGGAGGGGACCAGGCAGGGACUUGCUCCCCCUCCCCAUGAGGAGCAGGAAGUACCAGGAAGGGGCAGAUGCCACCGAGAGGCGACCUCGGGAGGGCAGCCACUCUCCACUGGACAGCGCUGACGUAAGGGUGCAGGUGCCUCGUACGGGUAUUCCCAGAGCCCCAUCUUCUGACGAGGAGUGCUUCUUCGACCUGCUGAGUAAGUUCCAGAGCAGUCGCAUGGAUGACCAGCGUUGCCCCCUGGAGGAAGGCCAGGCAGGGGCCGCCGAGGCCACAGCUGCCCCAACCCUGGAGGAGAGGGCAGCCCAGCCCUCCGUGACAGCUUCACCACAGACUGAGGAGUUCUUUGACCUCAUUGCCAGCUCUCAGAGCCGCCGGCUGGAUGACCAGAGGGCUAGCGUGGGCAGCCUGCCUGGGCUACGCAUCACCCUCAACAAUGUGGGGCACCUCCGAGGCGACGGGGACCCUCAGGAGCCAGGGGAUGAGUUUUUCAACAUGCUUAUCAAGUACCAGUCCUCCAGGAUUGAUGACCAGCGCUGCCCACCGCCUGACGUGCUGCCCCGAGGCCCCACCAUGCCUGACGAGGAUUUCUUCAGCCUUAUCCAGAGAGUGCAGGCCAAGCGGAUGGAUGAGCAGCGUGUGGACCUUGCUGGGAGCCCGGAGCAGGAGGCCAGUGGGCUGCAUGAACCUCGGCAGCCCUGUCCACCAGGUGCCAGCUAAGGCCUCAGCCCUCCAGCCAGGCAUGCCCUGCCCCGGACUCUGGGGAUUCAGUUGUCCGCAGUGGCCGUGACCCCUUGAUAAGCCAAAUCUUCCCUAGGCCAUGAUGGAGAGCCAGCUCAGCCCCCGACCCCCUUCCCACUGAGCCAGAUGGUGGGCACCCAGCCCUCAAGGAACCCCCGCCCCAGGGUGCUGGGCUCAGGCUAGAGCUGCUGUAUGGGGGAGGGCAUGCUUCUGUCCCCAUGUGGCCCCUAGCUUCCCGCAGGCCCCGCCGUGCCCUGCUCCAGGCCAGGCCUUCAGCAUGUUGGCCCCGAGCCCCGGUGCUGUCCAGACCCUUCUCCCCCAAGCCCUGCCCUGCCAAAUGUGAAACUCUGCCAACUCACCCUGGCUCCCCACAGGAGCAUAAAAGAUUGCUGGGGUCUACAGUGGCAUGGCAUGAUCUGUCCCCCAGCUGGUCCUGGGAUGGCUAUGCAGGAGGUACACUCAGUAUUCUGCCUCACCUCCCCAGGGCAGGCCCUAUUCUGGCCUGUCUGUGCCCAACUCUGCUGCGGGAGAUUGGCAGCUACCAAGUCCAGACACCCUGAGCAAGCAGUCGCCAGCCUUGCACUUGGUCUCUGAGGAAGGAGGGACCUUCUCCAGCAGGGGGACAAGGCAAGCCUCCGAGCCAAAACCACAGGCAGGGUCUUGUCCUAGGAGGACUUGUCCUGCCAGCUGGCAGUGGGUAUUCAUGAGGAAUCUGCUCAGCUACCCUCCAGUCCCCUCGGUGACCAUCCACCCCAUGCUACUAGGGAAAUGCUAGCUGGGCUUUCUCCUUCAGGGGUCGGUCCAGUUGCAUUACCUUGAGUUGGACACAGGGCACUGUAGUUGGGGUGGAGAUUCAGGCCAGACUGCUGGGGCAUCCAUGAGACAGACCUUUGGGGACUGUGGUCCCAGCUCUUACCUGCAGAUCCUGCAGGUAGCCCUACUGGAGGGCUCUGUACAACCUUCGGACCCCCAGGGCCUCUUACCCUGCAGCCUAGGAGGGGCCAGGGCAAGGGAACCUGAAGGGCCAGCCCUGGGGACCCACCUUCUGAGAGACAACAGCACCCCAAGAGCAGGAGCAAAUGCCAGAGCACAGGGUCUCGGGCGGGACACAGUGGCCGCCUGCAUACUUGAAUGUACAUGCGUAUUUAUUGCUCACAUGUGUUUGCCAUGUUAUCCACGGGUUCUUUCCAACCCGAGAGGUACGUUUUUGUUUGACCCGAAAAUAAAAAAGUCUGCCAAGUGA
Messenger RNA from Peromyscus leucopus (white-footed mouse), 3424 nucleotides. RefSeq names its product G protein signaling modulator 1 (gene Gpsm1). The coding region runs from base 1270 to 2160 and encodes 296 amino acids. NCBI's taxonomy places the organism in Eukaryota, Metazoa, Chordata, Mammalia, Rodentia, Cricetidae. Gene Ontology annotation, molecular function: protein binding; GTPase regulator activity. The transcript has 6 exons. The record is from RefSeq and is a predicted model, not a curated record.